AUGGCAACGGCGUUUAGGGUUCUACAGUGCGUUUUCUUGGUGUUGAUGGCAUGUUUUCUUGCUUCAAAUGCUGUUUUGGAGCUGAAAUUUGAAAUCCCAGAAAGAGAAAUCCUGUUUUUGUUCAAAAACUCCUUGAAAAACCCUGAAAUUCUGUCUUCAUGGACUGCUGCAACUUCGCAUUGUGAAUGGGAUGGUGUUUCCUGUGAAGACGAUCGAGUUGUCGCACUCGCUCUAUCGACUCACACACUCAUUGGACCCAUUUCCACUUCCAUUUUCUCUCUCAGCUUCCUUACCGUGCUCGACCUAUCUGCAAAUCAGUUCUACGGUGAAAUUUCACCAAAUAUAGCUUCCCUGAACAGACUGAAAUUUCUGGACUUGGGGAAAAACCAAUUGACUGGAGAGUUACCGAGUGGACUGGGCGAGUUGACACAGCUACAGACUCUUCGACUCGGGCCCAACUUCUUCACCGGAAAAAUUCCUUCCGAACUCGGAAACUUGGUAAAACUCUCUUCUCUUGACCUUUCUGGCAAUGCCUUCACCGGUAAAAUCCCACCCCACAUAGGAAACUCGACUCAACUUCAAAUUCUGGCUCUUGGAAAUAACUUUCUCUCAGGCGCGAUUUCUACAAGUCUCUUCACUAAACUUCAGGCUUUAUCCUCUUUUGACGUGUCUAAUAACUCUUUAUCAUCCAGCAUUCCACCGGAAAUUGGAAAACUCACUUCUCUCACUGAGAUUUACUUCGGAAAUAACCAUUUUUCUGGUCAAUUUCCACCGGAGAUUGGCAAUCUCUCGAAGCUUGAAGUUUUUUCAUCGCCUUCUUGUUUUUUCAACGGCCCUAUACCGCAGACAAUCUCGAAAUUGAAAUCAUUAAGCAAGUUUGACCUGUCUGAUAACCCAUUAAAAUGCCCAAUUCCGAAAGCCAUUGGUGAGCUACAAAAUUUGACUAUAUUGAAUCUUGUUGAUGCUGAACUUAAUGGUACCAUACCUUCUGAGCUCGGCAAGUGUAAAAAAUUAAAAGUUUUGCUGCUUUCUUUCAAUUCUCUUUCUGGGGAUUUGCCUGAAGAGCUUUCAGAGUUGCCAUUGAUGACAUUUUCUGCUGAAAAGAACCAGCUUUCGGGUCCUUUGCCUCUCUGGCUUGGAAAAUGGAACCAGGUUGAUUCCAUAUUGCUUUCGAACAAUCAAUUGUCAGGGCGAAUUCCUGCCGAGAUUGGCAACUGUUCUUUAUUGAGUCACAUAAGCUUGGGCAGCAAUUUGUUGAUUGGUGAGAUUCCUAAAGAGCUUUGCAAUGCUAUUUCACUUACAGAUAUUGAGCUUGACCAUAAUUUUCUCACUGGGAAUAUUGAUAAUACUUUUGCGAAAUGUAGUAAUUUGACGCAAUUAGUUUUGUUUGAUAAUCAGAUAGUUGGUUCUAUACCGGAUUAUCUUUCUGUGCUCCCUUUGAUGGUUCUUGAAUUGGAUUCUAAUAAUUUUACUGGUGUUAUUCCGUUGAGCCUGUGGAGUUCACAGAAUUUAAUCGAGUUUUCUGCUGCUAAUAAUCACUUAGAGGGCACCCUUCCAAUGGAGAUUGGAAAUGCUGCAUCAUGUGAGAGCAUUGUUUUUAGUAAUAAUCAUUUGAGUGGUACAAUUCCCAAGGAAAUCGGAAAAUUGAGUUCUCUUUCUGUGUUAAACUUGAACUCAAAUUUUCUAGAAGGGUCUAUUCCCAUUGAGCUUGGAAAUUGUACUGCGCUUACAACACUUGAUCUGGGGAACAAUAGUCUUAAUGGCUCCAUUCCGGAGGAACUCUCAGAUUUAUCUCAGUUACAAUGCUUGGUUCUCUCUUACAAUAAUCUCCACGGGAAUAUUCCCUCCAAAGGGUCAAAGUAUUUUCACCAGAUUUAUGAUAUUCCGGAUUCAAGCUAUGUUCAGCAUCACGGAGUUUAUGAUCUUUCAUUUAACAGAUUAACUGGCUCAAUUCCGGAAGAACUUGGAAGCUGUGUGGUGAUUGUGGAUCUUUUGUUAAGCAACAACAUGCUGUCCGGGGAGAUUCCGAGAUCUUUAGCACGGUUAUCUAAUCUCACAACAUUGGAUCUGUCUGGAAACUUGCUGACAGGUAGUAUUCCUCAGGAAUUCAGUGACUCUGUUCUGCUGCAAGGCUUGUACUUAGGAAAUAACAAGCUUACAGGCUCAAUUCCGGAAAGCCUUGGUCAAUUAAGUGGCUUGGUGAAACUGAAUUUGACUUCCAAUAUGUUAACUGGUUCACUUCCAACUAGUUUUGGGAACUUGAGAGGGCUUACUCAUUUAGACUUGAGUUCUAAUGCACUGACUGGUGGGCUUCCCGCGUCACUUUCAAGUAUGGUAAAUCUCGUGGGCUUUUAUGUUCAGCAGAACAAGUUAUCGGGUCCUUUAGAUGAGCUCUUCAAGAAAUCUGUAGCAUCGAGAGUUGAAAUUGUGAACUUGAGUUGCAAUGUCUUUAGUGGGUUCUUGCCAAAAUCUUUGGGCAACAUGUCAUAUUUGACACUCUUGGAUCUUCACAGAAAUGGUUUUACUGGGGAAGUUCCACCGGAGAUUGGAAAUCUUAAGCAACUUGAGUAUUUAGAUAUCUCAGGGAAUGAACUAUGUGGACAGAUUCCUGACGAAAUUUGUGGCUUUCAGAAUUCGGCUUUCUUGGAUUUUUCUGAUAACAGAUUGGAGGGACGUAUUCCAAGUAAUGGGAUAUGCAGCAACCUGACAAAAGCUUCACUAGCUGGGAACAAGAAUCUAUGUGGUGGAAUUGUGGGACUAAGGUGCCAUUUGAAAAGCUUUGACCGAAAAUCACCUCUGUUAAACGUUCGGUUCCUGGUGUCAGGUAUGGUUGGAACAGCAUUGAUCACUCUUUCAGCCAUUAUUGUGUUGAGGAUAUGUGUUAAUGGGGUUGGUAGAAAUGAUCCUGAGGAAAUAGUGGACAGCAAGGUGAAUAGCUCAGACGAUCAGAAUCUCUAUUUCUCGAGUGGCAGCAGAUCAAAAGAGCCACUAAGCAUCAACAUAGCUAUGUUUGAGCAGCCUCUUUUAAAAUUGACGUCAGUUGAUAUUGUUGAAGCCACUAACAAUUUUUGUAAGGCAAACAUAAUUGGGGAUGGAGGAUUUGGAACCGUCUACAAAGCCACUUUGCCUGGUGAGAAAACAGUUGCAGUUAAGAAGCUAAGUCGAGCCAAAGCACAGGGUCAAAGAGAAUUUGUUGCUGAGAUGGAAACUCUGGGCAAAGUGAAACAUCGAAAUCUUGUUCCCUUGUUUGGUUACUGCUCUUAUGGGGAGGAAAAAGUUCUUGUUUACGAGUACAUGGUUAAUGGAAGCUUGGAUAGGUGGCUAAGAAACCAUACUGGGACUCUUGAUUUAUUGGACUGGAGCAGGCGUUUCAAAAUUGCUAUAGGUGCUGCACGAGGGCUAGCUUUUCUUCACCACGGCUUCACUCCCCACAUAAUUCACCGUGACAUUAAGGCUAGCAAUAUCUUACUAAAUGAAGAUUUCGAGCCAAAAGUGGCUGAUUUCGGGCUAGCAAGACUAAUAAGUGCUUGUGAGACUCAUGUAAGCACCGAAAUUGCUGGUACAUUUGGGUAUAUUCCUCCGGAGUAUGGGCAGAGCUGGAAGUCGACUACAAGGGGAGACGUCUAUAGUUUUGGGGUGAUUCUUCUCGAGUUAUUGACAGGAAAGGAGCCAACAGGACCUGAUUUCAAAGACAUUGAAGGAGGUAACUUGGUCGGAUGGGUGUUCCAGAAAAUCAAGAACUGUCAGGCUGUUGAUGUACUCGAUCUAUCUAUUCUUGAUGCCGAUUCUAAGCAGGCGAUGCUUCAGACCUUGCAGAUUGCAGUUCUUUGCCUUUCUGAGAACCCGACCAAUCGUCCUACUAUGCUCAAUGUUCUCAAGUUCUUGAAAGGGAUCAAAGAUGAGUAG
Molecule: messenger RNA, 3906 nt
Organism: Fraxinus pennsylvanica
Lineage: Eukaryota; Viridiplantae; Streptophyta; Magnoliopsida; Lamiales; Oleaceae
Source: the annotation of a GenBank genome assembly